Rhipicephalus microplus (southern cattle tick) is the source of this 2268-nucleotide messenger RNA. RefSeq names its product arginase, hepatic. Gene Ontology annotation, molecular function: manganese ion binding; arginase activity. Gene Ontology annotation, cellular component: cytosol; cytoplasm; nucleus. NCBI's taxonomy places the organism in Eukaryota, Metazoa, Arthropoda, Arachnida, Ixodida, Ixodidae. The record is from RefSeq and is a predicted model, not a curated record.
UCCGUAACGCUCCCUUUAUGAGAGAAGAGGUUCGGAAUCUGGACGCCUUUUACGACGUGCGCCGACAGCUGGUCGCAGUAAAGCAAGCAUCCUGGGAAACGUUGGACAGCGUGCCGAGAAAACUGUAGGGCUGUGCGCACGGUCAAGUGAGGCGUUUACAAACUUCAACACCUUAUCAGCGAUUAAUCUAGGCACUUACAGCUUGGAGGGCAACGAUGGAUACAUAAGGACAUCUUCAGAAGGGGUCUCGUCAUCGUGAGAUUUAGAUAGAAGCUGAAGUCAGCAAUCUUCAAAAGUGCAGCAGCGAGUCAUCAGUCCGACAAAGACCACUAAAGGUUUAAACCAGUCAAGAGGAAACCCGUGGCUACAGAUCUUCAAAGCAUUAAUCGUGAUUGUGGAUUGGUUACAAGAGCCAGGGCAGUAGCUCAGUUUGUCUAUGACGUGCACUCUCGAUCCCUGAAGUGCGACGUCGUUUUCAGUCACUUAAACAGUGUGUGCUACAGCUGCAAUCCACUUGAACCCGAGGUACUUUCAAUGCGGUACCGGGGAUCGGACUUCACCCCUGAUUCUACGACGUCAUCGAACGCGAAAGACCGGUAAGGCUUAUCCGUACCGUUUCAUCGAAGUCAAGGACAAGGAUACGGCAUCGCAACGCUUCACUUCGUCCCGUGUAACCGAGACAAGUUCAUCGCUCGCUGCAACCUCGAGAUACUUUUCGGCGUGCAGCAUUGAAGUUGACCUUCCAGGUUGCAACAUUGAAGUUGACGUUUCAAGUGGCAACGGUAUGCGUUUAUGAGCUGAGCCGAGGCUGCGUGAAAGAGUCUCUGCUAGUAAGGUCGUAAGUGCAGCUCAGUCUCGCGAGCACGAAGUAUAUAGCGUUGUUUUGGGUACUUGCACACCCAUGGACUUCGUCUGUGCCUUGUCUUGGAUUUAGGUGCAACGCUUUUCCUCUCGCGCGGUCGUAUCAUAACGACCACUGGUUCUUUAUCACCGUACUCGCUAUAUUCCUGGGUCUAAGAGGCGGAACAGCAGCUCCACCACGAUGGGACAAGUUGCAUCGCGUAACAUCGUCAAAGACGCGGCCCGCACCUGGCGUGCUGCUAGGUCCGGCUGCCGGAGGUCGCCUCUUGCUUCGUAUUCGACGAACGCUCAACGGGAGAUCGGCGUUCUCGGAAUUCCGCUUCAUCAGGGUCAGCGAAAGCUUGGCGUAGAAGAGGGGCCGAAGUUCCUGCGGGACGCUGGACUUCUCGACCAGCUCAGAGGUUUGGGUCAUCUUGUCAAGGAUUUCGGCGACGUUCGAGUGGAAGGCGAGCCAAACGUCACCGACUGCAACGCUAUCGAGUCGGACAUCGUGGGAAAAACGAGCAAGAACGUCCGCGAUGCUGUGGCCGAGGUACUCCGCUCGGGUCGCGUACUGCUCAACCUGGGCGGCGACCACACCAUGGCCAUCGGCACGGUCAGCGGUCACGCGCAGGCCACCCACUCGGACCUGGCCGUCAUCUGGGUGGACGCCCACGCCGACAUCAACACGCCCACUUCAUCCGCAUCAGGCAACAUUCAUGGCAUGGCCGUCGCUUUCCUGUUGCACGAGAUGGCGCCGUACGUCGUGAAACCCAGAGGUUUCGAGUGGAUACAGCCAUGCGUACACAAAGAGAACUUUGCGUUCAUAGGUUUACGGGACGUCGACGACUAUGAGCGGCACUUCCUGGACCAGCUUGGAAUAACUGUCUACGACAUGGCCGACGUGGACCGGCACGGGAUCCGAAACGUCGUCCAGAGAAUACUCAACAAGAUCAACCCGACAGGUACGAAGUCGCUGCACGUCAGCUACGACAUCGACUCGCUCGACAAAAUGGUGGCGCCCAGCACGGGAACACCCGUCAUGGGAGGUCUCACACUUCGAGAAGGACUAAUCAUCGCGGAAGAAGUCAACAACUCGGGUCAGCUGAGGGUUCUGGACCUGGCCGAAGUGAACCUGCGGCUGGGUAGCAAACAGGACGCCGAGAACACCCUGGACUGCAGCCUCAAGGUUGUCGACGCGUUCUUCGGAAGUCAACGCCGCGGAAACCUGCCGCUUCAUCUCGACAAGAGCAUCGUCGACCCGCGACACGUAUCCUAGUUGACACUGAAGACUGUGGUAGACCGCCUUUCUUCUUUCUUCUUUUUUUUUGCCACAGGAUAUGACAGCAUCGGCAAGUAUGAACAAGGCCGAAGGUUACCGGCGACAGAGCCUAGCGCUAAAUAAAGCGUUUAUAUGUGUACUUGAAA